Messenger RNA from Gambusia affinis (western mosquitofish), 9430 nucleotides. It is a transcript of the gene grm3, whose product is annotated as glutamate receptor, metabotropic 3. Gene Ontology annotation, cellular component: membrane. Gene Ontology annotation, biological process: G protein-coupled glutamate receptor signaling pathway; regulation of synaptic transmission, glutamatergic. The coding region runs from base 621 to 3272 and encodes 883 amino acids. NCBI's taxonomy places the organism in Eukaryota, Metazoa, Chordata, Actinopteri, Cyprinodontiformes, Poeciliidae. The record is from RefSeq and is a predicted model, not a curated record. Gene Ontology annotation, molecular function: group II metabotropic glutamate receptor activity. The transcript has 14 exons.
CACUUUCUCUAUAUACCUCGUGCACGCGCGUCCUCUUACACGUGCGCUUGCACAUACACGCGCACCACCACGGAGCUGGCGCGCUGAGCAGUGGCGCCCAUCCUCUCCCUCAGUGCGACUCCUCCGAGGGAUCAGGAGUAGACUAAGUCAAACUUCCAGAGGCUUAAGAUUUGUGCGCAACCCUCGAAAAGGAUUGAAGUCCUCAAGAUGAAAACAUGGGAUCACACACCAGCUUAGUCAAAAGGACUCAAACACACUAAGAAUACAGAUCUGUUGCUAACCCACCAUGUGUGUCCUACACAUCUCUUUAAGGGGUCUGAGGUGAUGCCAUGUGCCAGCUGCAAUCUUCUUCUAAUCUUCUCAAAUCUGGAGACUUGAUGCCCAGAUGGUUUGCCCCUUCAUGUGUGGUCCAGUUCAACACUUCCUGACCAUUCCAUGGGCCACAAGAUGACGCCAACAUCCACGGCCGCAGCUUGACUCAAACCCUCUGCGUUUUCUGCUCCUCCUUUAUUGCCCUUCACCCCUAACAUCAAUCUCUGCCCUCUUGCUCUCCUCCGCUUCAACCUCUGCUUCUGCUCUCACCUCACAUUUUGACAAUCCAAGUCCUCCCUGAACCCAACAUGGUGUCCCACCUUCCCUCCUUAGUUUUUGUCAUGAUGUGUCAAGGCGCCCUGCUGGCAGACCCACCUCUGUCCCGCCGUGAGAUCCGCAUUGAGGGCGACCUGGUGCUUGGCGGCCUGUUUCCAGUGCAUGAGAAAGGGGCUGGGAUGGAAGAGUGUGGGCGUGUGAAUGAAGACAGAGGGAUCCAGAGGCUGGAAGCCAUGCUGUUCGCCAUAGACAGAAUCAACAUGGACAGCACUGUGCUGCCGGGUGUCUCCCUUGGGGUGCACAUUCUUGACACCUGCUCAAGAGAUACGUAUGCGCUAGAGCAGGCUCUGGAGUUUGUGAGAGCCUCCCUCACCAAGGUGGAUGACACAGAGUUCAUCUGUCCUGAUGGGUCUUACGCUCUGCAGGACGACAGCCCUCUUGCCAUCGCAGGGGUCAUCGGAGGAUCCUAUAGCAGUGUUUCCAUACAGGUUGCCAAUCUUCUCAGGCUCUUUCAGAUCCCUCAGAUAAGCUAUGCUUCAACGAGUGCCAAGCUCAGCGAUAAGACCCGCUAUGAUUACUUUGCCCGCACUGUACCGCCUGACUUCUACCAGGCCAAAGCCAUGGCAGAGAUCCUCCGGUUCUUUAACUGGACAUACGUGUCCACUGUGGCAUCAGAGGGAGAUUACGGUGAAACUGGUAUAGAGGCCUUCGAACAGGAAGCGCGAAUGAGGAACAUCUGCAUUGCCACUUCAGAGAAGGUGGGACGUUCGAAUGCUAAGAAGUCUUACGAGGUUGUAAUCCGUCAACUCCUUCAGAAGCCAAAUGCCCAUGUGACCGUCCUUUUCCUACGCAGUGAUGAUGCCAGAGAGCUGAUUGCAGCUGCCGCCAGGCUUAACACCUCUUUCAUUUGGGUGGCUAGUGAUGGCUGGGGCGCACAAGAGAGCAUUGUCAAGGGAAAUGAAAUAACUGCUGAAGGAGCUAUCACACUUGAACUGGCGGCAAACCCUAUACCAGAUUUCAACCGCUACUUCCUGAGUCUGGACCCUGUCAAAAACCACCGGAAUCCCUGGUUCAGGGACUUCUGGGAGCAGCGUUUCCAGUGCUCUUUGGGAGCUGGAGGCAUAGGCUUUGGGGGAACACCUCUUCCACCGUGUGACAAAAACUUGUCAAUGGACCAGAGGUAUUUCGAGCCAGAGUCCAAGAUUAUGUUCGUGGUGAAUGCAGUGUAUGCCAUGGCCCGUGCCCUCCACAACAUGCAGCGGAGCCUGUGCUUGAACACCACCAAGCUGUGUGACAGCAUGAAGGCCCUGGAUGGGCGCAGACUCUACAGGGAUUACAUUCUUAAUGUCAGCUUCACAGCCCCUUUCUCCCCUCCGGGCAGUGAGACGGCAGUGAAGUUUGAUUCCCAGGGGGACGGCAUGGGCAGAUACAACAUCUUCAGCUACCAGCGUUCUGGCGAACGUUACGGUUACGUGCCAGUAGGUGAGUGGGCAGAGAGUCUGAGUCUGAACAACGAUCUGAUUCGUUGGCCCAAAGAGGCGCUCCCAACCUCACAGUGCAGCGACCCCUGUGAGCGAAACGAAAUGAAGAAAAUGCAGGCAGGUGAGUACUGCUGCUGGAUCUGUACGGCGUGUGAGCCUCAUGAAUACCUGGCUGAUGAGUUCACCUGCUCGCCUUGCGCUCCUGGCCAAUGGCCAACUGAUGACCUCACAUCCUGUUACGAUCUUCCUGAGGAUUACAUUAUGUGGGAAGAUGCUUGGGCCAUUGGUCCUAUUACCAUUGCAUGUGUUGGCUUUGUGUGCACUGGCUUGGUGUUUUGGGUGUUCGUCAGACAUAACAACACACCAUUGGUGAAAGCAUCAGGAAGAGAGCUCUGCUACAUUCUCCUCUCUGGAGUCUUUAUGUCCUAUGCCAUGACUUUCCUCUUUUUGGCCAAACCCUCUCCGGCCAUAUGUGCCCUGCGGCGCCUCGGCCUGGGCACGUCGUUUGCUGUGUGCUAUUCUGCACUGCUGACCAAAACCAACAGAAUCGCCAGAAUUUUCAAUGGCGUGAAAGACGGAGCGGGCGCAGUGAGGCCGCGCUUCAUUAGCCCAUCUUCUCAAGUAUUUAUCUGCCUGAGUCUGAUCUCUGUCCAGCUAGUCAUGGUCUCAGUGUGGCUGCUGCUGGAGGUUCCUGGGACUCGGCGCUUUACGUUACCAGAACGACGGCAGACUGUCAUUCUCAAGUGUAAUGUGCGAGACUCCAGCAUGCUGCUGUCGCUGGGAUACGAUGUGCUCCUGGUCAUCUUGUGUACUGUGUAUGCCUUCAAGACCAGGAAGUGCCCUGAGAACUUCAAUGAGGCGAAGUUUAUUGGAUUCACCAUGUAUACGACUUGUAUAAUUUGGCUGGCCUUUCUUCCUAUCUUCUAUGUCACAUCCAGUGACUACAGGGUUCAAACCACUACCAUGUGUAUCUCUGUCAGUCUAAGUGGCUUUGUAGUCCUGGGUUGUAUGUUUGCACCCAAGGUCCACAUCAUCAUGUUUCAGCCCCAGAAGAAUGUGACCAGCCACCGUCUUAACCUCAACCGCUUCAGUGUCAGCGGGGCUGCCACUACAUGCGCAUCUCAUGCUUCUGUCAGCGCCCACUUCGUCCCAACAGUGUGCAAUGGGAGAGAAAUAGUUGACUCGACCACUUCCUCUCUGUGACAGCAUCCAGUCCGCUCUCUAAACCCGCCCCUGCGACUGUUAGCCAAAUAACAAACAUUUUUCACCCCGGCUUUGUUUUACCCCCCUUUUACACACAACAACACUCUUUUACACACACGCAAACAUGCCAACACACAUACUGAAUACAAGCAAACGCCUUCCUUGUGGACUAGAACUGUAUUGUUUCACAAAUGUAGAAAGUGUGUAACUAUAAUUAAAUUAUUUUCUAGGGAUGUAUAUACAUGGAAUCAACAUUGUUGUAUGUAGAGAAACAAAAGAACAAAAAAAAUGUUUUUAGGAGGAAUUUUUUGGAACCUUUGUUUUUGAUAGCUUUGUUUCAAUGUAAAUGGACAUGAGCUUAAACAUGGUAGGGGGACUGAGUCCUUCCAUCUGGAUGCACAUUUGUGGCUCUGCUUGCCUCACUGCAAUACCCACAGACUUUUGAUUCUCAUGCUUUUUUUGUAGUACAUCAUUGUAAUAACUAACUGUGUAUGCAUUUCUAAUGUGGAUCUGUACAUUUGUAUAUUGUACUACUGACGGUUCAAACAGCACAAUGUUAAAGGUCUUGUGACACUAGAAUGAAUGUGGAAAAAAAAGCUAAAACUGGACAAAUUAGAACAGCCAGAAAAGAAAUUGAAAGGGAAAGGAAGGGAAAAACAGAGACAUUCAUUAAAUUUAGUGAUAUAUUUCUGUUUGAGAAUAUAUCAUUUUGCAUCUUGAUAGAUGUUUGUUGUAUUCUGGAUCUUUGUAAAAUCCUUCUGUGGCUGUUUUGGCAGAAAAACAUGCUUUGCUUUUGAUACAAAUGUUCCUAUUUUCUAAUUAUGGGAUCCCUUUAUCUAAAUGGCCAUAAUUCCAAACGUGUGUUCAGCAAAGCAUCACUUUUUCACUCCCACUCCUAAAAUGCUGUGUCUUUUAAAGAUUGCUGUGAUGUAUUACUAAUAAUAAUGAAUAGCUGCACGGAAAAGGCAGUACUGCUAAUGCUCUAUGUAAGCCCCAAAGAACAAAAAUAAAUCAGUUUUUCACCCAGUAAUUGAAGUGCCUUGCAAAAGAAUUCAGAUCCCAUGAACCAUUUCACAUUUUGUCCUGUUACAACCACAGACUUCAGUGUAUUUUAGUGGGACUUUAUGGGAUAGAGCAACAGAAAGUUGUGAAGUAAAAGGAAAUUAUGCUAGGUUUUAGCGUUUUUACAAGUAAAAAUCCUUUAAGAAGUGUUGCAUGCAUUUUCUGCUGAGUACUUGUAAAUCUACGUUGAAGUUAUGGCUGCAUCAAUCAAAUUCUUUGGGGUAUAUCUUUACCAGUUUUGCUCAUUUGGAAACUAAAAUUGUUGCUCUUUACUCUUUGCAUUGCAGCUCAAACUGAGUCAGACUGAAUGGGUAUCAUCAGUAAACUGCAAUUGUCAAGUCUUCAUUGAAGCUCUAGCUAUACGUUUAGUGUUGCUGUCUGCUUGAGAAUGAAGCUCAAACUAAGUCUGAAGUGUUUUGAAGUCUCUAACAAGUUUUUAUUCAAGAUCCCCCUGAAAUCACUUGUAUUCAUCUUCCCAUUAAAUUGGCUAGCUUUCCCCAACAGGGCUUACUUCUUGCUUAUAUUCCAUAAGAGCUGGAUUUGAGCUGGAUAAGUAACAGUUAUUUGCUCAAAAGAUUCUUGCACCUGAGCAACAGAUAUCUGGAGCUCUUCCACUGUUACUAAUAGCUUCUUUAAAAAGGGCUAAAGUUACUAAUUACAGCACUGAAUUUUCACUGGCAUCAUUCUAAAAUGACUGGGUGUAUGUAUAUGCCACACUUUUUAGAUUUUUUUUGUAUUUUCAAAGUGGACCUAUAAUGCAAAAUUCACAUGUUUUGGUGCUUAUAUUUGAGUCCAAAAUGCUUUAAAAAAAAACACCCAGCUGUUUUCUGGGGCAAUAAUUGAAUGUUUUUUGGUGUCUGGAAAAUUAGCUGUUUCAAAAACCUCCUGAUUAUUAAGUAACAAUAAGGGAGCACUGCCCCGUUACAAAGCAAACCAAAUGGAGCUUUAGCAUGUUUGGUCAGCUGCUUUUACUGCUGUGUUGCACAAUGGCUGCUGGACAAGACAGGUGUUUUGUUGUUGACAUAUCCCCAGAAAUCGUUCAUCCUUGAUGGUUGCGCUGGAGGCUCCACUUCUUAUGCUUCGGAGUCUGAUUGGGGGUCAAAGAUGUACGACUGCGCAUCUGCUUUCAGCCAUUUUCGUGUGUAUAAAGUGUGAGUGUAAACAUUGUACUGAGGAGUGCAGCCAGCAGCACCUUAUUUGUAUUUAAAGUGAGAGGAAGCCCUAAAACAGCUGUGAAAGGAGUUCAAAACAGACUAAGAAACUCUCAUUAACUGAGAAUGAUUUUAUGUAAUGAACAUGUUUUGUAAAGCCCAUUGGUCUAUCUAUCUUAAAUUGUACAAUAAAGCAAAGCAUGUCCACUUUAAAACCUUUUGAAAACCUCAUAUCUUUAUUCUUCCAUUUCAUAAUAAAAAAUAUUUUAAUGUUGCUCUAUUACGUAAAAUCCCAAUAAGAUAUAUUAUGUUUGUAAAGUCACAAGAAUACUUUUGCAAACCACUGUAUGAACAUUGCGUUCUUAAUUUGCAAAAAAUAUCAAUAAAAGAAAAGGGUGCAUUUUGCUGAACACACAUUGAAUUUUUCCACCUAUAGGGGAAGAGUAGCUUAAGAUUCAUACCCCAUAGAUACCGUCUGUGGUGAUAUUUUUAAUAUGGCUAUGUGCCUUAAUAUGUGUUUGAUAGAUUGAUGUUGUUAGAGAUCAGUUUUACACUACCAGCUCCAAGUCUUUGUUUGGUAAAUGUAAAAAAAAAAAAAAAAAAAAAAAAAAGUGGCCUCAGUAUGAAGACCAUGCCACUCAGGCAACAACUUUGUUUAUGUGAAGCCCAGUGCCAUUGAUUGUUCACCUAAUGUAAUGGACCAGUAACUCCGACAAAUCACAAACUUAAACCGGCUUUCUCCAGUCUGACAUAAAGAAAAACAGGAAUAUUCUAAAAAUUUAUAUUCACUUCCAUUUCCCCCUGCUUUUAACACAGUAGUUUCAGGUAAGGAAAGCGAGGUGAGGGGUAGACAGAUAGGCUACGUUGUUAGGAGGAAUUCAGUAAGUAUUUGACUUGUUGAAGUGUGCAGUUUACAAGCUUGUGUUAAAAUGUGUUUACGAUGGGAAGCACAGUGGAGCAGCUGGCUUUGGCAGUCCCAUGGAGGCUCAGGAGAGGAAACAGAGCACAUUCUGUCAGCUGCUGGCUGAUUGCUGCUAACAAAAGAUGUUAAGAGUAGAACAGAUAUCCAUAACGUAAAAAAGAUGAGAUCAUUCAUGCAGAUGCAAAUGUGGCAAGAAAGACUGCAGCCUUUCUGUUGGCUAUUAAUAAGAUUGUUGAAUAAAUUCAAUCAAAAAUAUGUGUUAGGUUCUUAGGAGGAAACUUAAAUAGCUGAAGAUAGUGGAGUAAUUUAUAAAAAUUUUAUUUCAGUUGUUUGACUUUCCUGAAAAUAUUUGUUGAAUUUAGAGAUAGUAGUAAUUUAUUAACUGACCUUAAAUGUUUACAUAUAAUAUGCUGUCUAAAAUAAAGUGUGACUGUUACAUUUGAUGUUUUAAACAGAAUGUGAUCAGAAUCACUUUUUAAAAGCUGUUUUGUCAACGACAACAAAAAAAAAACAAAAAACAUACAACAUAGAUGUGGGGAGAACUUUUAGAGAUUCCAUCUUUUGACUGGUCAGCAUGUUUGUACUGCCUCCCGUGACUACUACACUGAAUGAUAAAUGGAAAGAAAUUUCAAAGGAUGUGUCAGGAGGAGGCGACCUACAUUGGGGUGUGUUUGUUAGGUGCAGAGUGCAGCGGGAGAGAGCGAUGUGGCAGAGGAGAGGGAUGCUGCUGCUGCCGCUGCUGGAUUAUGUAAAGCACUCCCACAGCCCAGAAGUCAGCAGCGCCUCUAUGGAAGCUCAAAGCAUCUCAGAGAUUCACAGUGUUUGUUAGAAGAAGGUUUAGCCAUUCACUCUGUGGUCCUGCUCUCACAAGAUACACACCACAUGACAGGUUGUUAUGGACAACCACAACCAACACAUUCAAUGCUGGAAUGUCUUAGUUGUCAGCAGGGCUGGGAGAAAGGGUGAUGAGUGGCUGAGUAAAGAGGAACAGAAGGAAGAGAGAUAUCUAAAAAAAAAAAAAAAAAAAUGGGUCGGUGGUUCUGAUCCAAGUUGGCAGAGCCCAAUGAGAUCGGGCUAAGUAAGGCCCUGUACUCACGGCUUUUUAAUGGGCACACAAACAGAGCACUUAACCCUGAUUCUCCACUCAUUUAGUCCAGAGACCAGUCCAAGACAACAGUCUCACACUCUUCUCUGACCCUUUCCCUCACAGUCCAACUCACCCUUCAACCUUUCCCUCACCACCUUUUGUGCAGCCAGGUCGCCGCUCCGUGUGUGAAACUUGUGACUGAUUCGGUCUCAGCCAAGACCACCAGAGCCAGAGCGACAGACUGGUGGCUCACACUUGAACUGGAGCGCUCUCCUGAAGCACAUGUCAUGGAGGCUGCUUCGAGGAGGUUAGAAAAGCGAUACAGGAAUGUCAGACAAAAGGAUCUGAGAAAUGAAUGCUGGGAAGUUAAAUUGAAAACUCAGAUGUAAAGAAAUAGAAUUGCUUCAAUACUCAUUACCUUGCGGAAAUGAUCAUUUCAUCUCCCCAAUAAAUUAAUCUGGAGACUUCUUUAAUUGGUUUUCCUCAUGAAUAUCCUUUUCAAGCAGCCAUCUAUUAAGGACACUGUUCCUCUAUUCAGACCUUGCCAACUGUCAUGUGCUUUUACAAAGGUCUCAAUGCCGUAGCCCCCUUCUAUAUAGCAGAAUGUGUCGCUGGCCUCUGGGCUUUGAAACAAGAAGGGAUCUCAGGAGACAAAAUGAAGCGGAUGCCGAUCUGAACUCUGAAACUGGCUGGUCACAAAGCAAUAGAUCCUGCGUUUAUGAAAUGUGCAAUAAAGAGGCUGUGAUGACAUCAUAAUAAAUACCAUGAAGUAAACAUCUGCUGUUGUCUCUUCAUCCCUCUCUCUGCAGUGUUGUGGUCAGCCACCUUUUAUAAUGCUGAGAAAUGUGUAGGUUGAUUUGUCUCAUCAGCAACACCAUCACCUACACACACAAACACACAUAGGCUCUAUUCACAGAGUUUGCUGGCAAAUGUUUAAAGAUGUCUCUAACAUUCCACUUCAUCUGUUCCCACAAGUAAUGGCACUCCAAUUAAACCAUCUACUGGAGAGAUCCCCAGUUUGGAAAAAUAUAUGCCAGUAUUGAAUACCAGUUUGUUAGAAAGGGUGACAGUAGUGAAAAAAAAAACAAGUGGAAUACAAGAUAAAGCUGAACAUUUUUUUUGUCUAGUUUUUGCAAAAUCUUUGACUUUUUACAUUAAAAAAGUAAUCUUAGGAUAACAGUACAGCAUGUUGAUUUUAUUUGUGUAUCUUUAUAUUGGUUUAAUUAUAGUCAUUUCCUCAAUAAUCGUUUAGGAUUACAUCAUAAUGUUUAAAGUUCACAUAAACAGACCAGGGUGAGGAGUCAGUCCAUUUACCUUUGUAGUGAUCUCCCUCUGCUGGUUAGCUUGGAUCACUGCACCAUUCUUGUGCCUUCACUGGUCCCAGCUGCAUAAUAAAAAAAGAGAGAGACAGUGCAGAACAAAGAUGUUUCUCAAGGCAUCUCUGGACCUUUUCUGCAUUUUAUGUAGUUUUACUGGGAUCUUAUGUGAUAGGACAACAAAAAGUGGUGCAAGAUUAAAAAAAAAAAUUACAAAUUCAGAUUAGUAUGCAGCCAUUCAGAAUCUUUACUUUGUAGAACCACUUUUCACCACAAUUCUAACUGUCCUCUAAUUGUCCUCAAUUGGUUGCGAGCAUCAGAUCCUUUAAUUGUCCAUUGAUUCUGAAGUAGUUGAACCUCUCCCCCACCUCCUAAACUUUUGCAACCUCUAAAAAGGUUUCUUCAGGUUUCUCAUCUGUUCCAACCAGUCCUGUCCAUGCUGAAGAAAGGUACGACCAAAACAUAGUACUUCAACUACCAUGUUUGUUCACGGUGGGAAUGAGGUGUUCAGAAUGUCAGUUAGUUUUUCUUUUUUUAAUCACACAGAAUUUUGUAUACAGGUGAAACUUUUAUUCACCUUUAAAACAUUCACCUGACCAGAGCACCUGCUUCCACGUGUU